UCAUUUCCUAAUUGCUAAUAAGUAAUCUUUGUAUCAUUUAUCUCUAAUCUUUACUAAUAAAACUUGUGCGUUGUGCGCUGAUCCACGUAAAAAUAACAAUGAGGCAAGAGCCAUCUAUGACACAAGCGAAAACUUUCCACGAAUGUUUAUAUACAUCGGAUCAGCUCCGUACCAUUGACAUGCGAUUAUAUUUAUUUGUAUUUUAUUUAUACGAUUUAUAUUUCCUUGUUUAAACAAUACAUAGUUUUCUUGUGUUAUCGUCGUUUUUACUGUUCUAAGGAUGUUUCGACCAGUUUUCUCCAAACCAGGAGAUAGCAUGUGGCAGGAAGAUAAGCCUGAUAUUGAUGCCCACUCGUCAACGCAAUUUGUUUAUAAUGCACACCAUUCACUUGCACUUGACAUGCAACGUCAACGACUACCUAUAUUUAAAAACAAAGCUCAUAUUAUUUACUUAUUGGAGAAAUAUCAGACCUUGGUUUUAGUGGGUGAAACAGGCUGUGGUAAAAGUACACAAGUGCCUCAGUAUCUUCUCGAAGCAGGAUGGUGUGCAGAUGGAAAAAAGAUCGGCAUUACGGAGCCUAGAAGGGUCGCAGCCACCUCUUUGGCGAAUCGCGUGGCUGACGAACGCAAUUGCAUUUUAGGAACCACCGUGGGUUACUGUAUACGCUUCGAUGAUUACACUGAUGAAACCACAAAGAUUAAGUACAUGACAGAGGGUAUCCUUUUACGAGAAUUAAUGAGCGACCCGUUAUUAACAAGUUACUCGGUCAUUAUCUUAGACGAAGUGCACGAGAGAACGCUCUUGACUGACAUCAUAAUGGGACUGCUGAAAAAAAUAAUCAGGAAACGGAAGAGUUUGAGAAUUAUCGUUUCUUCGGCGACAGUUGACGCGGAGGAACUUCGUGAUUUCUUUAACAUAAAUACGACGAAAGACUCGAGCAAAGAUAGUGCUGUUAUCAUGAGCGUCGAGGGGCGGUUGUAUCCAGUAGAAGUAUUUUUUUUGAAAGAGCCAGUGGCAAAUUACAUUAACGGCGUGGUAGACACCACUCUAAAAAUACAUGAAACAGAAGAGCCAGGCGAUAUCUUAGCGUUUCUCACGGGUCUUGAUGAGGUUGAUCAGGUCGUUUCUCUUUUAUCGGAACACGCAAAGCUCAUAAAAGACGGCAAACAGAAACUGUUUCCGUUGCCGAUGUACGGAUCGCUUCCGAACGCGGAACAACUGAAAGUAUUUUGGAGAGCUGCCAAAGACACUCGCAAAGUUAUCGUAGCGACCAACAUUGCGGAAACGUCUAUUACUAUUCCAAAUAUUGUUUAUGUAAUCGAUUGCGGUUUCGUCAAGAUACCUUGGUUCGAGGCGGAAACGCAAACCAACAAUCUCGUUAUCGUACCGGUAUCAAGAGCUUCCGCGGACCAACGAGCUGGCCGUGCAGGCCGCGUUCGUACAGGAAAAGCAUAUAGAUUGUACACAGAAGAGGCAUACGCAGGAUUGUUCGAGGCAACUCCACCUGAAAUGCAACGAUCAGAUUUGGCGCCGGCGAUACUGCAACUAAAAGCACUGGGCAUCGACAAUGUAUUGCGAUUUAAUUUUCCAUCCGCACCUCCUAGCAAGAAUCUAGUCACGGGAUUAGAAUUGCUUUAUGCGUUAGGCGCGAUUGAUGGCAAUGGGGAUUUGACGAUGCCUUUAGGCUUGACAAUGGCAGAAAUGCCUCUGGAGCCGGUGCUGGCAAAAUCCUUAAUUGUUUCUGGUGAAAUGGGAUGUUCCGAAGAAAUCACGAUGAUAUUUGCCAUGUUGCAAGUUCAAAAUGUUUUUAUACAACCUGGUGGAGGACAGGCGGCUCUAAAAGCGAGAAUAGCGCAUCGCAAGUUCGAAGUGGAAGAAGGCGAUCUUCUUACCUUGCUGAACGUUUACACGGCUUUCGAGCAGAAUAAAACACCCGCCUGGUGUCAGAAACAUUUUCUCAACCAUAAAGCUCUGCGAAGAGCCACGGAAAUUCGCACACAGAUGCACAAAAUGCUGAAACGCUUGGAUAUUCCACUGAUAUCCUGCAACAAGAAUAUUCAACAAAUUUUGAAGUGUUUGACAGCUGGUCUCUUCCCUAAAGCGGCAUAUUUGCAUUAUACAGGCGUGUACAGAACGGUUCGAGGUAACAAGGAUUUGUACAUUCAUCCGAAUAGCUGCUUAUAUACUCUACAACAACCACAAUGGUUACUAUUUUGCGAAAUUUUGCAAACUAAUAAAGCAUAUAUGAAGGAUUUAACUGUUAUUCAGCCAGAAAUUUUGCUAGAAGCAGCACCACAUUUUUUUGAGAGGACGUCUAUUGAAUCUAUUUAAAGUAUUUUGUAUGAAUAUAAGAUGUGUAUUAAGAUAUAUGUAUUAAAUACAUAUAUAAGAAUAAU
Molecule: messenger RNA, 2397 nt
Organism: Linepithema humile (Argentine ant)
Lineage: Eukaryota; Metazoa; Arthropoda; Insecta; Hymenoptera; Formicidae
Product: probable ATP-dependent RNA helicase DHX35
Cellular component (GO): catalytic step 2 spliceosome; intracellular anatomical structure
Molecular function (GO): helicase activity; RNA binding; ATP binding
Source: RefSeq, a predicted model, not a curated record